AGUCCUGGUGGUAGCACCCUGUGUGGCUGUGUGUGUGUGUGUGUGUCUCUCUCUCACACCUCUGGUUAAAGAGGCUUUAAAGAGGUCAGGGAGGGAGGGGGUCCUUAGGUGCUUCUGGGGCUACCAGGUGAUCCACGGCCAGAGGAGAGAUGAGCCGAGGAGGGAAGUCCAAGACGCCCGAGCACGUCCACAGCGUGCUACUGAGCAUCCAGGAGAACGAGAGGGUGGAGGACCUGCUGGGGAGGAGAUGUGUGACGCUGGCGACAGCUGUGGUUCAGCUGUACAUGGCCGUGCCCCAUUCACCCAACCAGUGGAGCCUGCAGCACACCGCCGUCGUGUGCUUCGUCAAGGACAACCCCAAGCGCUCCUACUACAUCCGUCUCUUUGACAUCAAGGAGGGGAAGCAGAUCUGGGAGCAGGAGCUGUAUGAGGAGAUGACCUACGCCAACCCUCUGACCUACUUCCACACCUUCCCAGCAGACGACUGCCAGGUGGGUCUGAAUUUUGCGAGUGACCAGGAGUCCGAGGCCUUCCGGGGAGCUGUGGAGGAGAAGAUCUGUCAGAGGGCAGAACGCCAAGAGAGGAGACAGCACAAUACAAGGAACGAUAAACGAGGCCUGCCGCCAGUGCCCCCUCCAAAUGCUCCAGGAUCCUCGCCAGCACCCAUGGCCAGCGUGGACGUCCCUGACAUGGCGCCAUCGCACUACCGGCCAAGCUCUGUGCUGUCCAGCAUCACCAGGAAGAAGGACAAGAAGAACAAGAAGAAAGGAGGCAAACUCAGCAAGGCUGACAUCGGCGCCCCUAGUGGAUUCAUGCAUGUGACACAUGUCGGAUGGGACCCAAAUAAAGGCUUUGAUAGCCAGAACCUGGACCCAGAUCUGAAGAAACUCUUUGCCAAGGCUGGCAUCAGUGACGACCAGCUGAUGGACGCAGAGACCUCCAAGCUGAUCUAUGACUUCAUCGAGCAGCACGGGGGGUUGGAUGGGGUCCGCAAUGAGAUGAGGAAACAAGAUGCAGACGGCUCUCGGGGCAGAUCUGACCCCCUGCCUCCGGUACCUGCCAGCGGCCGCUCUGGGGCUCCCGCACCCCCUCCCCCGCGUGGAGGCCACGUCCCACCUCCUCCCCCAGGUCAUCCUCCGCCAGGGCACGGCUCCCGCGGCCCGCCGCCUCCCUCCAGCCGCGGCCCGCUGCCCCCUCCUCCGCCCGCAGGCCGGCCGGGGCCCCCAGCCCGUCCCCCGCUCUCCUCCGCCCACGCGCCUCCUCCACCUCCUCACUCAGCGGGACCUCCGCCGCCUCCGCCGAUGGGUGGAGGACCCCCACCUCCACCUCCUCCUCCUCCUCCGCCCCCACCUGCGCCUGGCCCAGGGCCCAGCGUUCCUCGGAGCCCGUCUACUCCUCCUGCUCCUCCAUCCGGAGGAGGAGGAGGUGGCGGAGGUGGCAGAGGUGCCCUGCUGGACCAGAUUCGGUCGGGCAGGAAGCUAAAGAAUGUGUCAGACAGUCCAGACCCACACCCCGCGGCCGCCGCUCAGCCUGAGGAGGGAAUCGUGGGAGCUCUCAUGAUGGUGAUGCAGAAGAGGAGUAAAGCCAUCCACUCCUCAGGAGAUGAAGAGGAUGAUGCUGAUGACGAUGAUGAUGACGAAUGGGAUGAUUAAAUUUGUCCUGCAGGUUACAUGUCAAAGUCUUGCCUCACAAAAUGGUUGUCCCCAGAGUCUGGCUCAGUGAAAUCAUUGCACUGUCUUUUUGUAAAUAUAUCAUACCUUUGCAAACAUUUCAGAUCAUAUAGGCCUUAAAUUCUCAAUAUAUUCUACACUCAUGUACUAGGAAUGUUAACACCGUUUGUACGUACUGUAUGUUCUAGGAAAGUUGCACUGUUUGUUUGAUCAUGAAGCAAUACAAAAAAGCUUUUGAUUAACUUCAGAUAUGAACAUCAAUGUGUCAAUGUGGAUGCAUGCACAUAGAGAAUAAUAGCAAUAAAAAGUCCAACGUCG
Messenger RNA from Sardina pilchardus (European sardine), 1988 nucleotides. It is a transcript of the gene wasb, whose product is annotated as WASP actin nucleation promoting factor b. NCBI's taxonomy places the organism in Eukaryota, Metazoa, Chordata, Actinopteri, Clupeiformes, Clupeidae. The transcript has 12 exons. Bases 150 to 1652 code for a protein of 500 amino acids. Gene Ontology annotation, molecular function: actin binding. Gene Ontology annotation, biological process: actin filament organization. The record is from RefSeq and is a predicted model, not a curated record.